AUGUCGACCAUUACGCUCGUCACAGGUGCAAACCAAGGCAUUGGUCUUGCCGUCGCUACAACUCUUGCUAAAGGACACGGUCACCACGUUCUCGUUGGAUCACGCAAUAAAGCUGCGGGAAAGGACAUCGCUGCAUCUCUGCGUGACGCAGGCCACGCAGCUACUGGGAUUCAACUUGAUCUCAACGAUGACAAGUCCAUCGCAGCAGCUGUAGAAACAAUCCGCCAGGACUUCGGCCAUCUAGAUGUGCUUGUCAACAACGCUGGUAUCCUCAUCGACGGCAAGAUCAAGGAACAGAGCGCUCGCGACCUCUUCACGCAAACCAUGAGCACGAAUGUCGUCGGAACUGCGUGUUUGACCGAAGCACUUCUGCCUCUACUCAGGACUUCGGAGAAGCCACGCGUGGUGUUCGUCUCCUCCCGUAUGGGCUCCUUGCACCAAGCGACUGUAAAGAACACCAUGUUCUACGCUACCGACUACAAGGCCUACGAUGCGAGCAAAGCAGCCGUGAAUAUGCUGGCAUUGAACUAUGCUAGGAUCUUGGAGGAUAUCUCCACAAACCUGAACGGGUACACACCCUAUGGUGGUACUGUAGAGGAGGGCGCCAGGAGGAUUGUUGAGCUGGCCGCCGGUACGAAAGAUGGCGAUGUGACGAGGACUUUUUCAGAUCGGGACGGCUCAAUCGCGUGGUAG
Molecule: messenger RNA, 693 nt
Organism: Recurvomyces mirabilis
Lineage: Eukaryota; Fungi; Ascomycota; Dothideomycetes; Mycosphaerellales; Teratosphaeriaceae
Exons: 2
Coding region: 1-693 (230 amino acids)
Molecular function (GO): oxidoreductase activity
Source: RefSeq, a predicted model, not a curated record